AAAAUAUGACUUCUCAAAUCUUUCCAAUCUCGCAAAUCUACUGAAUAACACAUAUUUUGGUACUAUUUCCAUGGAUAUCUUUAAUUUCCCCUCCUGGCGAUGGUAACGAUGAGUUUUGCGAAAUAAGAACAUGAACAAUUGCUGGGUAAAUUUGCGAAAAAAAUCCCAUGGUUUUCCACUUAAAUUUUUGCGAAAUCUCGCAUAUCUCGCAAAACGUCGCAAGUUAUGUUGAUAUGCUCAAUUUGCGAGAUAUGCGAAGGUCGACGUGAGUACGCACAGAGAUUAAUUCCUACAUUCAAUCCGCAUAUUUCACAUUCGUUACGUUGGUAAUUACCUUAUCAGUUCCUCCACUAACCCAUUUUUUAUUUAGCACGUAUUCAUUACAAAAUUCUGAAGCAAAUGAUACACACAUGGAUACAAACUCUAAUCUCCAUUUAAUUCAGUCCGUGCAUACAUAAUUUCAACAUAUUCCAAUUGAACUCUGCCCGAAUAAUGGGCCACAUCACAAUGGAAGGACGCAUGAAGAUCCAGGUGUCAAUCAUUCGGUUAUCUUGCAGAUAUGUAUCCCAUUCUAAACAUUAUCUUCCAGCUUAAACUUCAGAUCGUACCGUACAUCAUAAAUCUUCGCACGUAAAAUAAUUCGCAUUCGUAAAUUUCUCCACAAAUAUUGCAAUUAUAAAAUAUUCGCGAAAUGGGUUUGAAACAAUUUUUCCGAGACGGUUCCGUCAUCAAAGGUGCGGCAGGUUUCAUCAUUGGGAACGCGUUCAUAGAUGUCGUCGCCGUUUUCACGUCCGCCUUUGUGAUCCCGGUUUUCGGGAUAUUUGGCGGCAUCCCGGAAUUUAAGGGGUCUACCUUCACCAUCAACAAUUCAAAAUUCUAUCACGGCGAAUUUCUUGAUGCCAUAGUAACCUUUGCGAUCGUUGGGUUGGUCCUAUACCUUUGUAUCAUCCUUCCAUUUGACCUGAUAAGAAAGUACGUCAUCUCUGAGGAUCCCCCCGAGGUGCGAGACUGUCCUCGAUGCUGGGUCGAAAUUAAUAGCAGGGCCAGCAAGUGUCCCUUUUGUACGGCGGAUAUUGAACCACUUUGGGUAGUUGGGGAUGAGGAGGAGGAAUCCACCAGUAAAUGUUCAUGUCAUAAGAAAUGGGAUUGUAAUUCUACGUCGAAUUGCAGCAAGUCUUCUGCGUUAUGCUGCUCAAGAAUUUUUCUUCUUGAGGGAAAGGAUUCCACUCUGGCGACUCAAACCAAUCUGAAUCCAAUUGUUCCAAGUUCCCAAGAAAUGGCGAAAAAUCAGGAUACGAAGGAACUUGAAUUCCGUGAAGAUGUUGACCCUGCGUCGUUAGGACGUAAUGAGAUUAGAGGCUCAAGCUCGAGUGAUGAGUAUUCUGUAUAACUAUUCAUUGGGUCAGUUGGAGACAAGUCGAGGCCCGUUAUACGAUUUUGUUUGGAUUAUCGGUAGUUUUAUUAUUUGCAGUACAAAACAUUUCGGAACAUACAUAUAUAUAAAUUACCAGAUAAACAUGUUGUAUUCAUAUAUCAUCUCUAAAUGUUAACUAACUUGUGCACCAUAUCGAUAAGGCGAUAACCAUACCAUUUGUUAUACAAUAAGUUGUGCCACAAGUUGUACCAUUAGUGGUACCAUAAGUUGUAAAGUAAAUUAUAAAUGAAAUUGUAGCCUAAAUCGUAGAAUGCAGGAAUGUCACGGAAACUUUGACCGGACGGACUUUUCGAAAUUAUAAUAUAGAUGUCUAAACUGCACAAGUGGACCGAUCUAGGGCAUGUAAUAUCGAUAUCGGUUUCGGUAUUUCGGUAUUUCGGUAUUCGAUAUUCAAAUACCGAAAUAUCGAUAUUUCGGUAUCUAAAUACCGAAAUUAAAAUCUUGUAAUUUAUGAUUGUAAAUAAUUAAGCAAAUCUUCGGUUGGUUAGCAAUGAUAUAUAAUUUCAAAUUUUUUACCCCAUUGACGAAGCAAGGUCACAAUGUGAUAAAAUGAUGACAUCUCUAUACUUCUUUAAAAACAUCGUCUCAAACCUUAUUUGAAAUUU
Molecule: messenger RNA, 2040 nt
Organism: Folsomia candida
Lineage: Eukaryota; Metazoa; Arthropoda; Collembola; Entomobryomorpha; Isotomidae
Product: large-conductance mechanosensitive channel-like
Exons: 2
Coding region: 692-1390 (232 amino acids)
Biological process (GO): intracellular water homeostasis; monoatomic ion transport
Molecular function (GO): mechanosensitive monoatomic ion channel activity
Source: RefSeq, a predicted model, not a curated record